AUGGUUCUUCAUAAUGAUAAAUGGAAGAAAAAAGCCAGUAAAAAAUAUCAUAACAAGCGUGGAACAGCUUUAGGUUCAGAUUUAAAUGAAUCGUCGGCAAGAAAAAUAAAUAUUUCCUCUGAGGAUAAUCAUCAUAAUUCUGAUGAAUUAUUAUCCAAUAGAAAAGUAAAUAAUUAUGUAGAAACAAUUAUUUCUGAUGAAGAUAUAUGGGUUGAUUAUACAAAAGUUUUAGCAAAAGAGUUUACGUUACCUGAGCCUGACAUUAUUUCAAAUGAUGAACUACCGAAAAAUCGUUUUGGGAAAGGAAAACUGGUAUAUGAAGAUGCAGAAAAUGUUUAUCAUUUGCGUCGCCAAGUAGAAAAUGAACUUUCUUUAAAAGAAAUAAAAAAAAAAUAUAAUUCCAGAGUUAAAGUACGUACAGUCAAAGGACUUUGCUUAGACAUGGAGAAGUCAGAAUCUGACAUUGAAGAUAUUGAUGAGCUUCUAAAAAAAACGGAGUUUGUUGAAAAACAAAUAGAUGAUAACAUUUCUCAAGAAAAAUCUAUACAGAUGAAUACAAUAAUUAAAGACAAAGAAUUAGAAGAUUUCUUAGAUAAGUUGUUAAAUUAA
Messenger RNA from Pneumocystis murina B123, 609 nucleotides. RefSeq lists its product as hypothetical. The coding region runs from base 1 to 609 and encodes 202 amino acids. The transcript is spliced from 3 exons. The record is from RefSeq and is a predicted model, not a curated record. Lineage: Eukaryota; Fungi; Ascomycota; Pneumocystomycetes; Pneumocystales; Pneumocystaceae.